Messenger RNA from Fundulus heteroclitus (mummichog), 4108 nucleotides. It is a transcript of the gene nkain4, whose product is annotated as sodium/potassium transporting ATPase interacting 4. Bases 274 to 903 code for a protein of 209 amino acids. The record is from RefSeq and is a predicted model, not a curated record. Lineage: Eukaryota; Metazoa; Chordata; Actinopteri; Cyprinodontiformes; Fundulidae. Gene Ontology annotation, biological process: regulation of sodium ion transport. The transcript has 7 exons.
UUUACACACACACCGGCUUGCUCCCAGUCUCUCCCAGCCAGUCACCGCCAGUGCGCCCGGUCGGCCAGAUCGGAGGUAAACAGACACGUCCGGAGCAACGAGACCGGAGGCAACCUACUGCAGUCGCUGUUCCCGGGGCUCAGUUAAAAUAAGGACGCCGGAGGAGGAUGGGACAAAGCCGGUGUUUGGAUCAAGACUGAGAGUGGUCGGCAGUGAGAGCUCGAUUCCAAGUCCUUCAUAGAGUCACCGCGUCCCCCCCCCCCUGCUGACACAAUGGGCUGCUGCAGCGGACGAUGCACUCUCAUUUUUAUUUGCACUUUACAACUGGUGUUGGCCUUGGAGAGGCAGGUGUUUGACUUCCUUGGCUACCAAUGGGCCCCCAUUCUUGCAAACUUUUUCCAUAUCAUCAUCGUAAUCUUGGGUCUCUUUGGAACCAUCCAGUAUCGGCCACGGUACAUUGUAGUGUACGCAGUCUGGGCCGCCCUUUGGGUAGCCUGGAACGUCUUCGUCAUCUGUUUUUAUCUGGAUGUUGGAGGCCUGUCAAAGGAAAGCAAUCUGCUGACAUUUAACAUAUCAGCUCAUCACUCCUGGUGGAGCGAGCACGGCCCCGGCUGUGUGAGGAGAGAGAUGCCACAGGCCCCCGGAGUCCGCACCACAGAGAGCCACUCCUACAUCACUGUCAUGGGCUGCUUCAUGGACUACCAGUACAUCGAGGUCAUGCAUAGCAGCGUGCAGAUUCUUGUUGCUCUCCUGGGCUUCGUGUACGCCUGCUAUGUUGUCAGUGCCAUCACUGAGGAGGAGGACAGUUUUGAUUUUAUUGGUGGAUUUGAUCCAUUCCCACUCUACCAUGUCAAUGAAAAAUCAUCCCAUCUCCUCUUAAAGCCUAUGCACCCGUCUACGUAAAUAGGGAAGGCAUCCAGCAAAGGGAGGUGAUGCAGCAAAUUCCCAUGGAGCCAAAAUGGCUGAUUUCACACACGCGCCCCACAUCUACUCCGAGCACCAGACGUCUCCUUUUGGCUUUCAGUACUUUAACCUAUCAUUUACUGGUGUGUGUGGCCCUGAAAAGCCAGCUUCACAAUAAGAGUCCAUUGUUACAGGAUUUGGAAAUUAACAUUGGUGAUAUUUGUGUUUGGAAGUAUCAUUUCUUUUCGUGAGCUUUUCACCAUGAGCUAACUCUACUGUAUAGAACCUGUUUCAGCAGUAAAAAAAACAUUACAUAGGUGAUGAUGGAGCAUCCAGCAUUCCCAGUCUGUAGCUGUGUGUCAUAGAGGAGGCUGAUUUAGUAUAUUACUGCUGGUUUGGCUCAGAUCUUGACCAUAGGGCUGAAUUAAGGUGGAGUCUGCAGAAUGAACCAUUGUGCUGCCGCCUGUUUACUUUGGGAUCUGAAUGCAUAAAUACAGAAGCAAAGCAGGAAGAGCCAAGGGAGCGGGGAGAAGUAAAGGCUGGGGGAGACAACAAAAGCACCGGUAGAGCAGACGCAUCUGCCAAAAAUAGAAAAUGUAAAUAAGGAAAUUCAUAGUUUCAAAGGACUGGAAAAGAGCGUCAGCCUUGCAAAGAGGUGCUCAAACAAAAUGAACAGCAUGCAAGUGUUACUUUUGUGUCUGAAGCAUUUUACUAGAACUGUUUUUUUUCCGAGUCAGUAUUUCUGAAGUGUCAGGUGUUGUGUUUGCCAACGAGCUGAAAGCUUUUUGUUCUGACUUCCACUCCUUUACUCUAACAGCAGACAGAUCUGGGAAGGGCGAUCAUUACAAACACUUCUGCAAAAGUCGCAAGGCAUAUUUUUAACUUGAAGCAAACAAUAGAGAUUGUUCUACCUUUUCAUAUUGCACACAAUGGGAGUCUGAGCUGUUUGGGUACGGACGCUACGUGUGGCUGGAUUACAUCUCUACCCGAAUAGAACGGAGCUUCAUCCCCUGUCAGUCCAACGCGUAUAUUCUUUAUGUACAUGGUGAUAGCCUGAGCUGUGAUCAAGUUGUUGCAUUUAUCAAAGUUUGAAUUGUUACAGUGGUAAUUAUGAUUGAAAGUGGUGAACCAGUAACUAAAACCCUUCCGCUCACUCGUGUCUUUUAUUCUGAAACAGCUUGAUUUUAACUUUUUACUGACAAUAGUGAGCACAUAUGAUUCAUAUCGCCUAUACUGACUUCAGCACUUUUUGAACAUAUUACAGCAUAUCCAUCAGGUUAUUCACCCAGUCCUGUAUAGUCAGAGCUUCUGUUGCCUUACUGUUAUGUGAAUCACUACUGCCCUCUGGUGUUCAAACGGGUCAUGUGCAAAGUGUACAGUUUCAAAUCUCCAGAAAUCUUCUGUUCAGAUAACAGGAAAUAGGGGAAUUUAGAUGGAGAAGAGCUUAAAGGGUGUGUUGUCCCAAUCAAUAUACAUUCCAUUCCACAUGACUCAGGUUGGAUACCGGCUACACUUAUUUUAUUUGUUUAGUUUUACUAUGUGUUAACUGAAAAUUACAGUGCUUUGCACCUCUUAAACUUUUUCAAAUCUUGUCACAUUGCAACCAUAUGAUUUUAUGGAUAUUUUGGUAUUUAAUGUAAUAAACCAACGCAAACUAGUACAUCAAUUUAAAACAUGUUCUAAAUAAAAAUGUAUAAAGCGUGGUUUACAUUUAUAUUCUGACCCCCCCUGAGUCAUUAGAACCACCCGUUGCACCAUAAUCAGCUGCAUGUCUUUUGUGGUACGUCUCUACCAGUUUUGCACUUCUGGAGACUUGGAGCAUCCGUUUCCAAGUUGUACCACACAUUUUCAUGUAGAGGUAUGAGGUAUGGAUUUUCCCCUUGGUCAUUGUAAGUCAUGAAUAUAUUUCAAUCUAAACAAUUUCAUCAUUGCUGAAAUGUCUAAAGUCUCUUAUUACAUCCAUGGUCUGGUUUUAUCCCAGGAUUGCCCUGCAUUUAGCUCCAUUCCAUUUUAACUCUAACCAGCUUCCCUGACCCUGCUGAACAGAAGCAUCCCCUAGAGCACGAUAUCCGUACCAUUGUGUUUCAUGGUAGCGGUGGGUUACUCAGGGUGAGGUGUGGUGAUAGUUUUCCACCACCCCUGGUUAGUGACAGAUUCUCCCACCUGAGCCACAGCUCCUCCAGACUCACCGUGGCCCUCUACACUGCUUUUCUUGUUAAUGCACCAUUAUCCUGGCCCUUUUAAUUUAGGCAGGCUGCCAAAUUUUGUUAGGCUUGCAGUUGUACUUGCAUACUCGUUCAAUUCAAUUACACACAUGUGGAACUCUUACUUAAUUGGGUUGGCACUGAAAACAGUUGCUUCUAUAGGAUUUUAUUUAGGGGCAUCAGAGUAAGAGAGCUGAAUACAAAUGCAAGCCACUCUUUUGAGAUUUUAAUUUGUAAAAAAAAAAAAAAAACAUUUUGUAUUUUUUUUUUUAUCAUGUUCCUCUCCAAAGUUAUUAACAACUUUGUCUAUCCCAUAACGCUGCAAACGAUGCUUGUGGCUGUAAUGUGGAAAGGUAUGACGAAGUUCAAAGAGUCUGAAUGAUUCUGCGAGGCACUGUACAAACAAAGAACUUGAGUGCUGUUCACUUCUGUGUUGCCGGCACUAACCUUAACCGAGCGCCCGAUUCCUCCGUGAUAUUAAGAGUUCUUCACUGCCAGACAAGCAGAAUGUAAACUGUUUGGACGCAGAAAAACGCGGGAACACUUCUGCUCGCUGGUUUCUGUCCGAUGAGAGUACGCUGUUUGGUUUUGCAAUAAUUCAAAGCUCCUUCCUGCGAAUUAAGCUGCACUCAUUGUUAGCUCACUGGAUGAGAAAAACAAAGCAUCUGAUAUUGUUGUGACCUAAUCGGUCUCAGUAGUAAAGGCCCUCCUAAAAUGUCAAAACUGGUCUUCCUCUCGGUGCAAUACAGGCUUUCCCAAAGUCCUGGUUGUAGUUUUGGUUCUGUUUGUGCUGGUCCAAACUGAAAACGCUUCCACCUCUUUGUAGAUAUUUCUUUCUUCUUUGUAUUAAAAGGGGAAAAGAAUAUGUUCUCCUGUUUUCUGUCUUGUGUUACUCCAACCCCGUGUGACCUGAUUGUGUAAUCCUGUUUAUCCAAAACUGUGCUUUGUGUUCAUGUAAAUAUAGUGUUUGUUAAUUAAAAACAAAAUUUGCUCUUUUAAAA